This is a messenger RNA of Botrytis sinoallii, 3999 nucleotides long. RefSeq lists its product as uncharacterized. Gene Ontology annotation, biological process: establishment of cell polarity. The transcript is spliced from 2 exons. Gene Ontology annotation, molecular function: cytoskeletal regulatory protein binding. Gene Ontology annotation, cellular component: cytoplasm; cell tip. Lineage: Eukaryota; Fungi; Ascomycota; Leotiomycetes; Helotiales; Sclerotiniaceae. The record is from RefSeq and is a predicted model, not a curated record. Bases 277 to 3360 code for a protein of 1027 amino acids.
GCACUCACCUGCCGUGUAGAUUGAUUGAAUUGAAUUAAAUCCAUUCGAAUUGAUACCCAUCUACUUGAACAACUUUUACGACAACCACGAAGGAUUCACAUUCAUUUGCCGCAAAUUUCUUUCCUAACCCUCUCAUCAUCGGAGCGCAUCGAAUUGCAUUGAUUUGCCAAAUAACUCGGGUUAUCAUAGGAUACUUUGGUGCAUGGCGCGCUGACUCUUUGCGGAAUCCUCCUUUCGACUUCCCAUAGGAUAUCAAUAAUUAGAUCGGUCGCAGAAAUGCAAGCACCUCAACGACCCGUUCAAAGACGAUCUCCAGCAUCGGAUUCCCCUGGUCCCCCUCCGACCAUAUCCGCCAGGGCUAUAUCUCCAAGUUUGGGUCCCCAGCCAAGGAAUUCAACGGCUUCGACCAAGUCUGUUCAAAGCAAUCACUCCGGAAGAAGACAAAAUGGUGGUCAACCUCCGACAAGCAGCAGUAGUCAAAGUGGUCAAAACCCCCCACCAUUAUCUCAGAUCGAAAAGAGCGUAACACAUCUUCUGGUCGCCACGAAACAACUUCUCGAAACCCUCACACAAUGGUCUCGACAUCAAGCGACAGACGCACAAGUUUCGGAUGUUUAUGUGCGCUUGGGAUAUGAGUUCAAUAUUGCGUGUAGGGCAUUUACAGCAAUAAAUGUUGAUACUUCGGAUUUGGGGAAUGUACCAGAGUUGCUCCGACAUAUACUCGAAUCAACGCUCAGUCAAGAAGCAAGUGUCGAGAGCUUGGAGAAAUACCUGCCUCGAAUUAGAGAUAUAAUCAUUACUCUCCUGCAUGGUUUAAAGCGGAAGCAACAAAAACUGCGGCAAAAACAAGGGCGAGAUAGCGCAUCACAAAAUGGAGAAACCAUACCGAGAAAUGGGAGCCUCAGUAGCAUUGCGAGUAAUAGUACUGGGUUGACUACAUUGCUGAAUCAAGGGCUGGAAAAUAAUUUUCAAGGGGAGUCGGGUGUGGCAAAUGAUAGGGGAAGCAAAGGACAAUCUACCACCGACUCUAACAUACCUCCGAGGACUUCUUCGGCUACAGGAUCAUCAAGCAGAAGAGCGGCUGGACCACCCAGAGACUCAUCUCGAGGUUCAGUAUCUUCAGAUCAAUCUACACUGUCAAGCCAAACAAUGCAGAGCAUUCCUGUUGUUCCACCUUAUCCGGGAGAUGAAGUCUCUAUACCAAUGCCACGUCCAAAUGAUCCUGGUUUUUUGAAUGUGGAUAAUUUUCCACCACCUCCGCCGCCACCAAAGACAAAUGCUGCAUUGGUAGCUUUACAAAAAGGGGGGGAUUUGGAAAGAAGAGCUUCCAGACGUUAUUCUGCUUAUCAAAUCUCAAAACUUGUUGGUGCAUCUCCCAAUGGAGUUCCAAUGAUGCCUGUUCCACAAAACUCGCCAAUACCAAACAGAGGACGCAAUGAUGCCAGGGAGUCGCUGAGAGCUGUUCAAAAUCGUGACCAACGUCUCGGUCGAACAAAUUCUCGUCUGAUUCAGAAUGAGACAUCCCCAGUUCGAAAGCCAAGUGUGAUUGCCGAAGAUAGUCAAGAGUCAUUAAUUCAGCAGCCAGAAGAACCACCCUCGAAUGACAGUCCUAUAGUCAAGACCCCAGAAGACAAGUUCAGACAGUCUAUUAAUGAUUAUGAUGGACCGAGUGCAACUCUCAAUGGACCACCCCCUGAUGUUCUUCCAAACUUUGAUAAUCAAGAUCAAGAUGAAGAAAAGGCUACUUCUGAACCUCCUCAAGCCCCCCAACACAAGCGAUCCCCUUCGAAAAGAGAAAGUCCUUCUUAUGGUAGCCAAGCUAGACAAUUUACACCCGAAGAAUCUCCACCUCCACCUGAUAAAGAGAUCACAAUUUUCUUACAAUAUAAGACCAAGGUUAAGAAGUUUGUCCUUGCUGAUGGAUACAAGGACUUAUCUAUGGCAAGACUACAGUUGGCGUUCAUCGAAAAGUUUGCCUGGAAUACCCACAACAAUGGUGUUGAUCUACCCGAGAUUUAUAUCCAAGAUCCAGUAUCUGGAGUUCGUCACGAAUUGGAAGAUCUUCAAGAUAUCAAAGAUCGUUCUGUACUUGUACUAAAUGUUGAAGUUCUAGAUGAAGUGAAGCGACAUAUUGAUGAUAGUCUAGGAGGAUUGAAGAAAAUGGUCGAGAGUGUCAAAACAGCAGUGGAUGAUCAACAAGUUACAAUUCAAAGAGUCUCGGAUCGCCAACAGGAUGCUGCAAAGGAGAUGGCUCGAAUCGCAUCUGCGCCACCUAGUUCUGCAAGACUUUCAAUGAUCGACACUGGACGUAUCACCAAUGGCAUUAAUUCCAGCCCAUCGAAAGCCAAUGGUCAAGCUCAACUUACUGAAAUCCAAAGCCUUCGUCGCGAUCUUGCAGUACUCAGGCAAACUUACUCUAGCUUCCAAUCUGACAUUCAAAGUUCCAUGGCUUUGAUUCGCACAAAGGCUAGCUCCGUCAAAAGUGUUGCCGUUAAAGCUGUUAUUCCAGAUAUCAAUGGUGAUUCUGGACGUUCUUAUGUCAAUGGUGGAAAGAAGAACCUCAGCGAAGAUUCCGAUAAAUUGGUUGCACAAGUGGAUGAUCUUCAAGAUAUUGUUGAAGAUCUACGAAAGGAUGUUGUACAACGUGGUGUACGACCUCUUCCCAAGCAAUUGGAGACUGUUGCCAAGGAUAUUUCUCAAGCGACAAUGGAGUUGAAGAGGAUGCAAGACUUCUUGAAACGUGAGAGACCAAUCUGGACAAAGAUCUGGGAGAAGGAAUUGGAGACAGUUUGCAAUGAUCGUGAAGAGAUUACAAUGCAAGAAGACCUUGCAGCAGAUCUUCAAGAUGAUUUGGAGAAGGCCGCACAAACCUUUGCACUCGUUGAACAAGCUACUAAAGAACAAUUGAAGGAUGGAUCCCCAAGUCAUAUCGGUACCGGUCGAAGUCUUUCCAAACUCAACCGUAUUGAUCCAAUUGAUCCUGCCGCGGCAAAAGAAGGUGUUCUUGAUGAAGUUCGUGCCUUGCAACCAAAUCACGAGAAUCGUCUUGAAGCCAUUGAGCGUGCCGAAAAACUUCGACAAAAGGAACUUGAGGGUCGCCGAGGCAAUGUUCUGCAGAAAGAAUUGACCUCUUUUGUUGAAUCAGGAAAAUUGAAGAAGUCUGGAGGCUUCGAGGAGGUCGAAAGGCAAAGAGUUGCAAAAGAUGAACGAAUCAGAAGAGAAGUUUGGGAACGUCAAAAUGGAAUGACGCAAGCAGAUGCAGAUUUUGAGGAAGUUAAUGAUCCUGCUGUGGAAGAGGUAGCAGAGGCAGAUGAAAUGGUCGAGGAGAAUGUAGACGAACAUUCUGAUUUGGAGACAUGAAAAGAUAUGAUAUCACGAUGGGGAAUGCGAGUUGCAUUUCCGAAGCAUGAUGACAAUUUUUGAAAAUUUUCACUAUCAUGUCUUGAAGGAGCGAUACAGGAAAUGUAAUGUCGAACUUUGAUUUCAACCUUUACACGAUUAUACCAUGUUAAUUUGACAUGGAAGGCGCAUCUGGUGUUUGUUAUUAUAUUCAAGCAAGGAGUUGUUAGGAAUUGGGCAUGUUUGUUUCAUUGAUGUGGUUGCAUGGUUAUUGACAUGAGCGUUUCUUGUGAUUUUCGCGUGGCGAUGAAAGCGUGCCAUGUCGAUAUAUGGAAGAUUCCAUGGCAUGUUGUUAUAGGGGCGUUGUUUAAACUUGGCAUUUGAUUUGAGGCCUGGGAGGGUAGUUGAUGGAUUGACAUUACAUGAUUGUGGAUGAAGUGUGAAUGAAGGUGUAUGAAGGGAGAGGAGGGAAGUAGAAAGACAUUGGAAAGGAAAUGAUGGGAAAUACAGUGGCAUGAUAUGAUACCAAUGCAAUACAAGGAAUGGUAGAUAGUAUGUGUAUUUUAGUGGAGCGGAGUGUAGUGGAGCCCAAUACUAGGUAUGAAGUACCAAGUUAUCAUUGUAGAUGAGAGAAAUUUUAAAAUAUACCUUGGUGUUAAA